Entamoeba histolytica HM-1:IMSS is the source of this 1674-nucleotide messenger RNA. RefSeq names its product heat shock protein 70, putative. NCBI's taxonomy places the organism in Eukaryota, Evosea, Mastigamoebida, Endamoebidae. The transcript has a single exon. Gene Ontology annotation, biological process: protein refolding; cellular response to unfolded protein. Gene Ontology annotation, cellular component: cytoplasm. Gene Ontology annotation, molecular function: ATP hydrolysis activity; heat shock protein binding; ATP-dependent protein folding chaperone. The coding region runs from base 1 to 1674 and encodes 557 amino acids. The record is from RefSeq and is a predicted model, not a curated record.
AUGGCUGAAGAAAAUAAGUCAUCUAUUGGCAUUGACUUAGGAACUACAUAUUCUUCUGUUGCAUAUUUUGAUGUUGUUAAAGGUGAACCUGUCAUACUUCAAGAUGAACUAGGAAAAGAACAAGUAGCUUCAUGGGUUAGUCUUUCACAAUUAGAUAAAAGUGGUAAUGUUGUUGUAGGGAAUGCUGCUAGGAAUAACACACAACAGACUUGUGUUAUUUAUGACUCAAAAAGAAUAAUAGGAAGAAAUGAAUGUGAUGUGAAUUAUGAACACUGUGAUAAUUAUCCAUUUGAAGUAAAAUGUAGAGAUAAUGGAAGUGUGUGUAUUGAAUGUUAUAAUCCAAAGACUCAAGAUGUUGAAGAAUUUGAACCAGAAGAAAUAAGUGGAAUGAUAUUAAAAUAUAUUUAUGAUAUUGUAAAAAGAAGAAUUGGCAAUAAUACAAUAUCAAAUGUUGUUGUUACUGUUCCAGUUGAUUUUAAUGAUACACAAAGAAAUGCAACAUUGUUAGCAUGUCAAUUAGCAGGAGUUGAGAAUGUUGAACUUGCUAAUGAACCUACAGCUGCUAUUGUUGCAUAUAAAAGAGAAUAUCCAAAUUCAUUAAAAGAAGGAAAUAGAGUUUUAGUAAUUGAUUUUGGAGGAGGAACAUUAGAUGUGGCAUGUUGUAAAAUAAUAAAUGAUAAUUAUAUUAAAGUAGAAUCGAGUGGAGGAGAUCAAAAUUUGGGAGGAAAUGAUUUUGACAAAGUGAUGAUUGACAUUAUUAAAGAAAAGGUCGAAGAAAGUGUGAAAGGAUAUUAUGAAAAGAAACGAGGAAUGACUCAAAAAGAAAAGAUAAUUCUUAAUAAGAAAUUAAUUAGAUUAAAGAAAGAGGCAGAACGAAUUAAAAUUGAAUUAAGUGGGAAACCAGAUGCUGAAUUAGAUUUAGAAACAUUACUUGGUGAAUAUUAUGAAGAUUAUGAAGACAAUGGCAUUGAAUUUAUCAUUAAAAGACAAGAAUUUGAGGAAGAAUGUGAAAAAAGAGGAUUAUAUAAAAGAUUUAUUGAUAAAAUAAAACAAGUCACUCAAAGAAAAGGAUAUAAAAAAGGAAAUGUUCAAUUAGUAUUAUUAAUUGGUGGAACUUGUGAAAUGCCAAGAAUUAGAGAAGAAGUUGGGAAGUCAUUUGAUAUAAAAACAUUUGCUGAUAAGAAUUUUAAUCCACUUACUGCUGUUGUAAAAGGAGCUGCAUAUUUAGCAUAUUCAAAAGGUAUGAAUAGCAUCUGUAGUAAAUUUAUAUAUGAUAUUGUUCCAACACCAAUUGGAAUAGAAGUAGAAGGAGGAAUGUUUCAAAAACUUAUUAACGAUGGAGAAACUCUUCCUACAAAAGUAAUUAAGAAAAGAUAUUCUACAACCAUUACUAACCAGAAAUUUGCUAAAUUUAAUAUUUAUAAAGGAUUUAGUACAUAUGUUAGUUCAGAUGACUUUAUCACUACACUUCGUAUUGAUGGAAUUCCUGAGGGAAAAAAUGGAAGACAAACAAUUGAAUUUACAAUUCAAUAUGACCAAAAUGGGAUGAUGAAAUUAACUGCCAGUGUUGUUGGAACUGAUGUUAAAGGUGAUUUAAGUGUAGAUGUUGAUUUAUCUAAAAAAGAAGAAGAAGUUGAAAAAAUAUUGAAACACUUUAACAGUUUUUUUAAAUGA